Molecule: messenger RNA, 516 nt
Organism: Rotaria sordida
Lineage: Eukaryota; Metazoa; Rotifera; Eurotatoria; Philodinida; Philodinidae
Source: the annotation of a GenBank genome assembly
AUGACAGAAUCAAAUUUUGAUGAACGUUUACAUGAAUUAGAAGAUAUUCGUUGUGAAUGUGAACAAUCUCGAACAUUAUCACGUGAUAUAUAUGCAACUGAAACAUAUAAAAUAGUUAGUGAAGAACAUUCAAUUACAAUUAAAAUGCCUGACAUUGAACAAAGAUUAGAAAAUUAUGAUUUAAUUCCAUUAUUUGGUUAUGAUCUUAUAAAACAUUGUUCAAAAAGAAAAGGUACAUUAGUUGCUUAUCCAAUUGAAAUAUGUAUUCGUCUAUUAGAAAAUAGUUUAAAUGAAGAAGAAACAUUAUUAAUAAAUUUACAAAAAAUAGAAUUUGAUAAAGUUAAACAACUUGAAUUAAAUGAUAUACGAAAUGUAUUUGAUGAGAAAUUAAGAGAAAAAUUUAUCAUUAUAAAAAUAGAAAAAAAAGAAUAUUUUAUUGAAAUACUUGUAGAAAUCGAACGAGAAAGACAAGAACAACAAUCAAUUAUUCAAGUUUUAUAUAAACAAUCAUCAUAA